AUGGCGGACACGUUCAAUGACGCAGUGCCACUGGUACAGGAGGAGAUUGUGGGACAGCAGACAAACAGUUGCGCACAAGAGAUGGACAAUGGUAACGUGGAAGUGUCAAGCCUGGGGAAAAGAGACAGACCUGACAAUGAAGACAUUGAAUCCUCAGGAAGUUCUGCGAAGCGCGUCAAGGGCGUUGCUCCCAUCAAGACAGAGUACUUAUUGCAUCCGGUUGGGAGCAAAGAAGAAGCAAAGGGAGGUGCGGAGAACGACGAUGCUGCUGAAGCUGGUGGUGAGCGCUACCAAAAGGUUGAUGCCCGCGACAACCGUGACGGAGGCAAGGGCAAGAAAAAUAGAAAGGACAAGAAACACGGCAAGCAGAAUGGCCAAAACACAAGCCGUACUUUCGGACAUUCUCGCGACAAGCUCCAGCUAUGUGCCUCUCGUGCAUCAUACCCCGAAUUCUCACCUAGAGAAUGUCAGUUCGGUGAGAAGUGCAAGUUUGAGCACAACCUUCGCAAGUACCUAACGCAGGGGCGACGAGAAGAUCUUGAAACUUUUGGUGGGAAAUGCCCUGUCUACGAAGCUAGGGGUUACUGUCCUCUCGGUUGGAAAUGUCGAUUCCACAACAGCCAUUCGGAAGAGAGGGAGACGGGGGACGGCCGCAAAGAACUUGUGCUCCUUGAAGAUCCCGAGAAGAAGAAGGGCGACCAGGCACGCGAUUUUGAUGAUGAAGUUGGCGUUGUGAAUCUCGUUUCAAAGCAAGACAAGAUCGAUCUUUCGAGACGGCGGCGAGGAACUCCUAAGGCUGAUGCAUAUGUCGAAUGGGUGAACAAGAUCGCUGAUGAAGAAAGGAAGCACUUUGACUCGCAACACAAGUCCGCCGAACAGAGGAAGAUCGACGUUGAAGACAAUCUUGAUCCAGAUGCGAAGGAGGACAACCGAGCACAGUUCGUGGAGCCUCCGUUCCGACCCUCGGAGAAGCGUCGUCUUUACUACGGUCCUGAGACCCCCAUCCUGGCACCACUCACAACGCAAGGCAACAUGCCAUUCCGUCGUCUAUGCGUUGAGCUCGGAGCCCAAGUCACUUGGUCGGAAAUGGCCAUGGGACUUCCACUCAUACAAGGCGAAAAGAGCGAGUGGGCGCUGAUGAAGGCUCACGAAUCUGAAGUCCGACCCGUUAUGUUUAAAAAUAAGAACACCGUUGUGCGAGGCUACGAUAACGCUAAGGACAUCAAGUUUGGAGCGCAGAUUGCUGCUAAUAAGCCCUGGGUUGCGACAAAGACAGUUGAAGUAUUGACAGCACUCUGCCCUCAGCUUCGUGCGAUUGACCUAAAUUGUGGGUGCCCGAUCAAUUUGGUCUGCGAAAAAGGCAUGGGUUCUGCGAUGCUUGACAGCCAUGCUCGUCUCGAAGCUACGUUGCGCGGUAUGAACUACGUAUCCAACGACGUUCCCAUCACCGUCAAGAUCCGAAUGGGUACGAAAGAUGGACAGCCUACGGCCGAUAAGCUGAUCAAGCGUCUCGUACUUGGUGGCUAUGAAGCUGUUGAGUCUGGGAAGGGCACAGCAGGCGUUGCUGCAAUCACCCUCCACGGACGAAGCAAACAGCAGCGCUACACAAAGAAUGCCGACUGGAGUUACAUUGCCGAGUGCAACUCGUUGAUUGCUCGGCUGAAGCGGGAAAAGAACGCAAGGACCGACACCAUCGCCGAAGCUGAUCCCCGAGAUCUUGCUAACGAAGGUCACGUCUACUUCAUCGGCAAUGGCGACUGCUAUUCUCAUGUUGAUUACUACAAUCAUAUCGAGAACGCCAAGGUAGACUCCGUUAUGGUGGCUAGAGGCGCGCUCAUAAAGCCCUGGAUCUUCGAAGAAAUUGAGAAGGGGCAAUACCUGGACAAGUCGGCCUCUGAGCGUCUGAGCUACGUAGAGAAGUUCGCCAAGUACGGUCUGCAGACAUGGGGAUCGGAUGAAAUGGGUAUUGGCACGACUCGCCGCUUCCUUCUGGAGUGGCUGAGCUUCUCGCAUCGGUAUGUGCCUCUUGGGCUACUGGCGCACCUGCCGCCCAACAUCCAGGAUCGGCCCCCACGCUUUAAGGGGAGGGACGACCUGGAAACCCUCUUGGCUAGCGAGAACUACAAAGACUGGAUCAAGAUCAGCGAAAUGUUCCUUGGACCUGCAGCAGAGGGCUUCAAGUUUGAGCCUAAGCACAAGUCGAAUGCUUAUGAGAUCGAAGCAGAGGGUUGA
Molecule: messenger RNA, 2232 nt
Organism: Didymosphaeria variabile
Lineage: Eukaryota; Fungi; Ascomycota; Dothideomycetes; Pleosporales; Didymosphaeriaceae
Gene: DUS3
Product: tRNA-dihydrouridine synthase 3
Exons: 3
Coding region: 1-2232 (743 amino acids)
Biological process (GO): tRNA processing
Molecular function (GO): RNA binding; tRNA dihydrouridine synthase activity; metal ion binding
Source: RefSeq, a predicted model, not a curated record